UGAAGUAUGUCAUAUACAAAAUAUCAUUUUAAUAAAUUGGUAAGAACAAAAUUGAAGUUGCAAGCUAAAUUGGCAAAAAUGCAGUUAAAAAAAGAACACCUGGGACUACACUGCUAAAACCUUAAGGAUUGAUACCUAGUAUUCAACAUUUUCCGUUUGAUUAUCAACAUGGCUGCUGAACACCAAUACUUUUACGAAGAUGAAGUCUAUAGAGUUAACAAAAAGGGGCAUAUAGAAUUUGGAAUGGUUCUACAGAAUUCAGAAUUAGUUAGCAGUGAUGAGAAUUCAGAUAAUGAUGAGAAUGGAAAAAUGAAAAAGGGUCAUAUAAGAGUUGCAUGGCACCCCACUGGAGCAGAAGAAGUUGUUUCAGAACGAAAAGUUGGCUUAGCUGAUAGAUCUUUGAUGCCUGGUGAUGUUGUUCGAAGAAUGAUUAAAGGAAAGGAUACUCAAAGGGGUUAUUGUAGGCACAUGGAAGUUUCUGCCUCAAUUCAAAUUGUUGGAACAAAACAUAUAAUAAACAAUGUGAAAAGUAAAGACCUUAUCCCCAUAGAGGCUCUUGCACCUGAUAUUGCUGUGUGUCUAGAUUCAUGGGUAGGUGGUAUUAAAUUAGUGCACUCUAAACUUCAUUUAAGUUUACCAGACAAUUCUCGCUGUGUUGUGACUGAUCCAGAAUCCACAGAUUUUGAUACCUUUUAUGAAAAAAUCGAUCCAGAUUCAGAAUUCAGAGGUGAAUACUAUCCUGGUCAAGUUUUGUGGGGCCCAUUAAGUGUCCUUGAGGAAAUAGCUGAAUGGACACUACCUAGCAAAGACCUGAAAGCCUUGAAGUCCAAGAUGAAGCGGGUUAUAAAGGUAACCGUUGAAGAUGUAGAAAUUGAAUCAGUGGCUGUACAUUGGCAAUGUCGAGCUUAUUCCAAAGACGGAGCUGGAACAGAAAAAGAGCAACCUAAAGUCUUAAUUCAAGGGGAAGAUAUAAAGAGGUUAAAAUUGUUAAAUGUCUUUGAGCCAUGCACAUUGCAAGUUGGUGACCGUAAUGUUUAUAUUUUGAAAGCAACUGAUGAAGUAACAACGAAAGAGCAGUGGAGGAAAGAACAAAAGCGACUUAUUCUGAAAGAAAACUCAACACCUUUAAGGCUGAAGAGAAAAAGAACUGUUAAUGUUAAUUCUACUAAUUCUAAUACUAAAAAAGAUGACAAUAAGAAGAAAGAUGAAGAAAAAAUAUUAGACAAUGAAAAUGGUUUUGAUGAAGUUGAAAACCUUAAAGAACUAAAUAAUGUUGAAAUAACUAACAUCGAAAAUAAUCAAUUUGCCAAGGAAAGUUCAGAUUGUGAAUCUGAAACAGGCAGUAAUGCCAGUAGCAGUGCUACAAGUGUUGUCAGUAACCCAUCUUCUAAGAAGACACCUUCUCUUCCUAUUCGUACCCUUACAAAGGUUCUUCACAAAAAGAAGCUGAGGAGAGCUAAUCAAAAGAAGGCCUUAAGACCAGUUUCUCUUGCUCCUGGGAGUAAAGUUAUUGUUGAAACAGUGAGCACAAUGUCUGUAGCAGAUGUAGUAUGGCAGGAUGGUUCUGUGGAAGUUGGUAUUCCAUCAACUGAAUUAUACCCAAUACAUCAUUUGGAUGAUCAAGAAUUCUUUCCUGGAGAUUUUGUAAUUGAAAAUCGGGAGGAAACCUGUAUGAGGGUUUAUGGAGUUAUUCAAAGUGUUGAUCAUGCUGGACGAACUGCCACUGUGAAAUGGUUCAAAACUUAUACUUCUUCUGAGAAUCCACAACCAGCAUUGCUUAUGGAAAGUGAAGUUAGUGUUUAUGAUCUAAAAGAUCACCCUGACUUUCAGUAUCGACCUGGUACUGUUGUUAUCAGGGUUGCAAACUUUCAGGGAGAAGAUGAAGUAUGUACUGCUGGUCAGGUUCUUGACAAUUAUCCAGAAGGAUUGGUUCGAGUCUGGUGGGUCGAAGGUCACAUAUCUAUGUGCUGGCCUCAAGAUCUAUACAAAGUUGGUGAAUAUGAUUCUGAUGAAGGGGAAUUAUGGGAUGAUGGAACAUCUGAUGAUGGGUCUUGGCAGACUGAGAGUGAAGACUGUUGUACUUGUCCCGAAGAUAAUGUGGAAGAAACUAGUGAUGAAAACCUUAAACCUAAACUUGUAGCAAAUAUAGAAAAGGCACGAAUAGCAAUGUCACGCUUAGAAGAAAUUUUCACUCAGAAUCCAUCCCUUCAAACAACUGAUGUUAUGCGAAAACUCCUUGAAGUUUAUAAAGAUUGUAGAUAUCUAGAUAAAUUAAUGGGAACUAUGUUUUUUCACGAGAGUCAUUUCCAAGGUCUACUUGAAAGAGUUAGAGAACGUGGUCGGACUAAUCUUGCGCAACGGGUUGCUGACCAAGUUCACAGGCUUUUCACUCAAAACACAGGUGAGGAAGAAAAGCAAGGUAAUGUGACGGUUUUAAGCAAUAGUCCACCCAAAGAUCUUGAAAAUAGCAUUGAGGAAAAAUCAAAAAAAGACACUUCUGCUGAAUUUUUGUCUGGAAGCUUAGCUUCUCUUGAAGCGAGGGUAACCAAGGCUGCUACUGGUGGUGCAAACGAAGGUCUGUGCAAUGCACAUGUUUGUGUAAAGCUUUGUUCACUUCUUUUAGCCCAAUUAGUUAAGGCUCAUGCUGAAGUUAUCCGGAGAUUUGGUGGAAAUUCUGGAGCCAUGAGUGAAGCUAACAAUGUAUCUCCCAGUAACUCUGGAAGUGAUAAAAAAGAAAAGGAUGUUUCAGAAAUUAUAAAAACAUCUAGUGAAGUGAAUUUACCUACUCCCACCAACAGUAUGACUGAAAUAAAUGGUGGUGUCAUUGCAGAUUCUAUACCCAAAGAACCUGAAUGUGGCACAUUCACAAUUCUUGAUACUGCACCCAAUUCACAUAAGUACAAGUUGACCAUGUUUCAACCGACUGACACAAGGCUAUUUUAUAAACGGGUCAGAGAAGAAAUUAAACUGUUGAGAACAUCUCUUCCUGCAGGAAUAUGGGUUGCAGCAUUUGAAGAUAGAAUGGAUUUGUUUUCUGUUAUGAUACGUGGCCCAGAGAAAACUCCCUAUGAAGAUGGUUUAUUCUUCUUUGAUUUUCAACUGUCAGCUGAUUAUCCCAAAGCUCCUCCUCACUGCCAUUAUAUAUCUUAUUGUUCUGAUCGAUUGAAUCCUAAUUUAUAUGAAGAUGGAAAAGUAUGUAUUAGUCUUCUUGGAACAUGGAGUGGUAAAGGAACUGAAGUUUGGACAUCUACAUCAAAUCUCUUGCAAAUCAUUGUUUCUAUUCAAGGUCUGAUAUUAGUGAAUGAACCUUAUUUUAAUGAAGCUGGAUAUGAAAAACAAAAAGGUAGCCAACAGGGAAAAGAAAAUUCUAGGAUGUAUAAUGAGAUGGCUGUUCUUAAGUUAGUCCAAUCUAUGUCUAAGCUCAUUAUCAAUCCUCCUCCAGUCUUCAAAGAAGAAAUAGCCCAGCACUUUGCACAACAUGCUAACAAGUUGUGCGAGAGGUUAGAAUCUUGGUUGGAUAUAUCCGAGAACUACAACAGUAAUCAUCCGCUGUCUCCAACAACUCCUACUACAUAUAAGCAGCUUCAUAAUGAAGGGGUCCCUCUGCCAGAAUUUCCACUCAUACCUGCAUCAAAAGGCUUCUGCUUGACACUGAGGAAAACACUCGUAUAUUUCAAACAAGUACUUUCACAACAGCAACAAGAAGCAAAGGCUAGUUAGUAUAAACCUUUGUGGAACUCUCUGGACUCAGGAUAUAAACUAAAAAGAGGUGUAGCAGCUCGCUAGUGUGAUAUAUAUGCAAUAUAUCAGACCAUAAUUUAUAUAUAUGCACAUACUUAUAUAUUUAUAUUAAACCAUGUACAAAUAGUACCAAAUUACAGUGGAGUUUUCACUUGACUGUUUUGAAGAAUAGCUUUAAAAUGUAUUGUACAAAUAGCUUAGUUAAAUGAGAUUUUUAUUUGUAAAUAAAGUAUCAUAGAAAGUGAGCCGUCUGCGCUAUUUAGUCAAGGCCUCUUUCACUUCAGUCAUUUGAAUAGUUCUACCUCGACAUUUAGACAUACUUUAAUAUUUAAACGAAUAAGUAUUACCGUCAUUGCAUACUAUUAUUAGAUCUCAUUUAAAUUCUGAAUGAUACUUUACUACCAAUCUUGUACUUAUAUAUUCUAAUCAUAGGCUGUUUUUGUUAAUUAUUUCAAUAGUAAUCUGGCCUUAAUAUUACUAUUACUACUACUAUUAUUAGGUGCUAGGUGUGUGAAAGGAUCACGGUGAUAGAUAGAUCUAUAAUUAUUACUGUGAAAAUUGUAUGGUAAUAGUUAAAACUUGAUAAGUUUAGGUCAUUGAUUCCUAAAGCUCAUUUUCUAAUAUGUUACUAUUGUGGUGCUAAAGUUAUUAAAAAUUCCAAAUAAGCUACAAAAUUAUCUGUAUGAAUUGUCUGUGUUAGUUAUGUAAUUGUAUAUUGUAAAUAUAUUCUGUACUAUAAAAACAAUUUAUAAAGAGAAAAUGGCACCACUUCAAAUUUGUGACAAAUUAAUAAAGUUUAGUAAGUUAUUUAUAAAUUUGAAUUUAACUUCAUUCUAUACUGUAAGAUGCUGUUUAAAAUGACCUCAAAUAUGAAGCAAGAAACUGGUAAACUACUUAAACAUUGUUAAAACUAUUAAAAAUAGAAGUGAUCCUUGACUUGAGACGUUCCAAAGAUAUAAUUUGCAGCUUUCUGCAAAACAACCAACCUGUAUGUAAAUAGUUGUGAAUGUAUUGUUGCUAGUUUGUUAUUUGCUUUUUAAAAGUGUAUAUUUAUUUAUUAAUAUAUAAUAUAUAUACGAUCUAUAUCUAUCCUCUCUUGAAAAUAGUUCAAAUCACAAAUUUUGAAGCUUAUUUAUAAAUAUUUAUUGAUAAUUAAAAAUUGAAAUUUUUGUUUGGUAUUUUUACAAAUUCUUUCAAUUUUGCAUUAUUUAUUACAAUUUGUGAAAUGUGUAUUCGUUAAUGCAAUUAUUUAUUUAUAUUAAUGCACAAUAUAUUAUUGUUUGUUACGAUGUUAUUGUUUAUUGCAUUCCGAACACCAUGAGCAUUAAAUUUUAAGUUUUUUUCAAGUUUACUAAAUGCAAUAUGGUGAAAUUUAAGAUUUGUCAAUUACGCUUUUCUUAUUGUGUUAAUAAGUGAAAAUUGAAUAAAAAUAUUAUUCCAUUGUUA
Nezara viridula (southern green stink bug) is the source of this 5187-nucleotide messenger RNA. NCBI's taxonomy places the organism in Eukaryota, Metazoa, Arthropoda, Insecta, Hemiptera, Pentatomidae. The record is from the annotation of a GenBank genome assembly.